UUGCCAACCAAUUGGCCGUGCCUACCAUGGAGUUUGCCUUUGAACAGACUAGAGCAGAAGAGACCACCAGUUUUCUGUCAGAGGCCCAGUUUUCUUCAGAGUCACCAGAAACCCUGGACCCACUUUUCAAGUUCCAUGAGACCAUUGCUAAGAUGACUGCAGAAGCAAUUCUCCGACUGGUCAAUGAUCCCGUGCUGCCAUUUUACCCUCUAGACAUCGCCCUGGAUGUUCAAAACAAGCUCAAAGACAAGAGUGCACUAUCGCUGCCCUUGCUUUCCUCAGCCUCCGCUCUCAGAGACCAUGCAGCUUUCUUCCAGUCAGAAACUAUGCGGCCGGCAAAUGACCCAAAAGAGCGUGACCCCUCCCACGUGCGGAUGCUGAAUGAUGUACUCCGUGACCUGGAGAAGAGCUUCAUCAUCCCACAGACACCGCCUGGAGUGUACAGGAAUCUGUUAUACAGCCUUCCAGGAAAGACUCCUCAGUUUUCCAUCUUGAAGUUCCCUCGGGAAGCUGUCCUGCCUUGCAACAUCCCCAGCAAAACAAUCAAACACAACUCCGCAAACAAAGAAGUACUUUUCCAUAGCGCCACAAACCAGUCUCUGUCUCUCAUCCUCAGGGCCAUCCAGUCAGCUGAGAGGCUUGUGUGCUUUGGUUUGGACUUGUUUGAGAAUUAUUCAAGUGAAUGAGGAUUUUUGCUGAAACGGACGUAACUGGCACAUAUUAAAUUAAUUACGUUUAAUUCAAUGCAAAUAGCAGAAGACAGCUGAUCUUCUAACCAAUCUUACCCAUCAUACUAUAGUCCUGAAAAAGGUUUAAGGUCAUAGGAAAUCCAUCUAUUGAAAAAACAAUGCUCAAAGACAUUGGAGCUGCCAUUCCAUAGUAUCA
Maylandia zebra (zebra mbuna) is the source of this 885-nucleotide messenger RNA. NCBI's taxonomy places the organism in Eukaryota, Metazoa, Chordata, Actinopteri, Cichliformes, Cichlidae. The record is from RefSeq and is a predicted model, not a curated record.